Molecule: messenger RNA, 447 nt
Organism: Stylonychia lemnae
Lineage: Eukaryota; Ciliophora; Spirotrichea; Sporadotrichida; Oxytrichidae
Source: the annotation of a GenBank genome assembly
AUGCUUAGUAAUCAUAACUUAAUCGACAAAAUCAAAGCGCUAUUCAAAUUUAAAAUCUCAAUCAUAAAGAAGAACAUAAGUGGCCAAUUGCAUAUCCUCCAAAAAAAUAAAAUAACUAAGCCAAGAAACAAAAGUGAGUUAAAAAAAUUACAUUCCCAUAAUCCUUAUCCUAUCAAAUAACCAGCUAAUUUAUAUUCUGACUCAGAUAACUCAGAAAGUGAUUAAAGUGCUGAUGACUAUUUUGGCUCAUAAUAAUCACAGAAUCAACUGAAUUUAUAUAAUAAUGAAUCAGAUUAGGAAGAAGACGAGGAGGCCGAGGAAGAUGAUCAUUCAGAGUAGGAGGAUCAUUACUAAAAUGGAGAUUAAUAUAGUUAGUCAGAUGAUGAAAACGACAACAGUUAUUAUGGAGGAGGAAAUUACGAUAGUUCCAACGAUGACUCUUAUUGA